AUGAAUCCUCCUUCGUAUAACAUGAGCUUCUGCAAGGGUGGAGGGUACGAGCGGCUAUGGGAGGAAGGGCAGAAUCCAAGAUCGCAGCCCGAGCAUGACCAAAACCUCAUGCCUGAUGAAAACUUUGGCCUGCCGUGGGAUAGCUAUAGCGCAUCGCUCUCUUCGGGCAGCGGCAUGGAAACAGCAGCACCCUCGCCAGGGACCGAUUUCUCUCCGGACCUGCGAGCUAUGCCGCCAAUGAGCGAUCUUGCGCUCGACAGUGAUAUCUACAUACGGAAUCUGAGUGAUCCUGCCAUCCACCCGGUCCACAAGUUUGAGAGCACGGUUAUGAAUCCUCAGUACCCGCCCUACAUCGAGGAUUGUUCGCUCCAUCCGGCUCACCAGCCUACCGUGAUGUGCAACGGACCGUACCAUCCUCGAACCCAGUCUUUAGACAGUUGCUUGUCGGCGUCAAUGAUACCUACUGGGUCUGGCGAGGACUACUUACAUGAGAUGAUAGCCCCGGCGCCACUCAUGGAGAGAAAUGGACACUUUGAACGCGCAAAUGAUUUGGAAAACAACAAAGAGCAGAAUAUCCAAGUGCCUCAAAGCACAAAGACUGAAGACACAACACCUACCUCUGGGGCAGUCUCAAAGACACCAAAAGAAGAAGCACCCCCCGUCAAGGCAGAAGUCAAAGAAGAAAUCGUCUCGCAAAUCAAGGACAAGUCCGACGUUGCGCAGAAAAAGCGCAAACGGAGCCAAAAGGACAGCAUAAGCGAGGAAUCCACCGAAGAGCUGCUCUUCGCGUGCCCUCUCUACAGGAAAUAUCCGCUUCAGAAUAUGGAUUGUGUGAACCGCAAGCUCACGCGGAUCCGGGACGUGAAGCAGCAUUUGCUCCGACGCCAUCUUGCGUAUCGCUGUCCCAUCUGUAAUAUACCGCUCCCUUCCGCGGCGCGCAAGGAGGAGCAUAUGGUGGAGCGGAACUGCAGCCCGGCCGAGUCCGCGGAGAGGUUCGGUCCUGAUGGCAUCACUCAGGAAGUACAUGACAUAUUGAAGAAGAGGAGCCAUAGAGGGAAGCCUCCGACCACUAAGUGGUAUGAGGUGUGGGAGAUCAUCUUUGGCGACACAAAUCGGGAGGAAAGACCGUUCCUCGGUCCCAUGAUGGAAGAGACAGCCAAGCUGAUGCGGGACGUCUGGGAUAAAGAGAGCAGGUCCAUUGUCCAAGACGUCAUAUUGGAUGGUAGUGAUAAUAGUAAUCAAGCCGAACAACACAUGGAGGCCAUGAUGGCCAUGUUCGAAAAGGUCCAGGACCGAUUCGAAACGCGCAUCCACGAGCUUACAAGUCGUGAAUCCACAUCUGAGAAGAGCAGCCCCGUGAUGGCUGCCAGCCAGACACUGGCGAAAGCAAAGAACGCCAACAACAGACCAAAAACAGAGAACACCGGUAGAGUCUCGCCCCAGCCGGACGGCGGCGACGAUACCCCAACAACAGAAGAGUCCGGUAUACCAUCAUUACCCUCUAGCUCGGGGGAUACAAUGAGCCAUUAUACGUUGUCUUCACCCAAUGAUGCCAAUCAAGGCCGUGCCCAUUCUGGGCUCAAAGGCCAAGCCAGCUGGCCUGCAACAUCACAGGCCUCGCUUGACAAGAAUGGAUCGCCGCGGAGCGUGUACUCGAUGGCGUCACUUACACGGUCCUUGACCUAA
This is a messenger RNA of Clonostachys rhizophaga, 1686 nucleotides long. The record is from the annotation of a GenBank genome assembly. NCBI's taxonomy places the organism in Eukaryota, Fungi, Ascomycota, Sordariomycetes, Hypocreales, Bionectriaceae.